AUGUCAACAAAUGAUAAAUAUAAUAAACUAGAACUUCGCRAGAUAAUGUGUGAUCAUUUUACACCGCCCUGUCCGGAUGGAUUGGAUUUCCGAGCGGUGCAGUGUUCGGCAUAUAACGACCAGCCAUACGACGGUGAGACCGUGGAAUGGCAUCCUUACUACGACGAGGAGAGCCCUUGUACACUAAUGUGCGUCGACUCUAAAGGUCGAGUUGAAGAAAUGGCCCCCAGGGUGAGAGACGGCACCAGGUGCAGGCUGGGUUCGUUGGACAUGUGUAUCGACGGAGUGUGUCAGCUAGUUGAUUGGAAGUGGGUUGCUGACGACAACUGGAGUCCCUGUAGCAAAACAUGUGGAGGCGGAAUAAGGGUACGACACGUUUAUUGUGUGGAAGAAACAAAUGGCACUAGAACAAAGGUAUGGCAUCACAUGUGUCACGGGCAUAAACCAAAAACUCAGGAACAGUGCAACAUCCAACCGUGUUAUUCCGACUGGUCAACAGGUGAAUGGUCCAAAUGUUCGGCGACUUGUGGCGACGGAAUGCAGAUCAGGAACGUUACUUGCAAAUCGAAACAAAAGUACCUGACUUGCGAUCCGAUGACAGAACCCAGGCGGACCAAGACUUGUUCGACUAAGUUGCCAUGUUAUAGCGAAAAUUUCGACUCAGACUCGGAUUUCCAAGCGUCGUCCAAAUCGAGUUUUUCACAAGCCCACGCUCAACGAUUGAUCGGCCAACAAAAACCUUCCCCACACACACUGUUCGUUUCCGACAAUUGGAGCCCAUGCAGCGUCACGUGCGGUGAUGGUAUCAGGACGAGAAAAGUGUACUGCAAAGCUCAUUUAGAUUACACUCAGAUCAUGACGAAGUUAACAGAUGACGCGUGCGUCGGUCCCAAACCACCAGAGGUUGAAAAAUGUUUCUCGGUGCCCUGUUCGUUGAACAAAAUAUUUGAUCAAAAUGAGAGGUCCAUCAGGGAUGGUUACGCAGACGCCAGCUCCGAUGAUUUUAAUCCACCGAAAGUCGCCCCCGGUUCGUUUGGUAAAACAUACUCUUGGAAAAGAGAAGGCUUUACGCAUUGCAGUGCUUCUUGUCUUGGAGGUGUACAAGAAUCGUUGGUGCUGUGCGUACGCGAAGAAGACAAGAAAAUUGUCUCCCCGUACUUGUGUUCCCGAAACGAUCAGCCCGAAGUACUGACGCAGACGUGUAACGACCAACCUUGCCCACCCCGRUGGAACGUUAGUGACUUCCAGCCGUGUUCGCAGAGCUGCGGAAUYGGGCUUCAGAUGCGCGAAGUCAACUGCAUACACGAAGUGACCGAAGGGAACACAGCUAUCGUGCCGAACAACAUGUGUCCACAACCACCGCCCACGGACCGGAAGCAAUGCAACAUGAUCGACUGCCCCACGGAAUGGAGAACUUCUGAAUGGUCAAAGUGUAGUAAAAAGUGUAACGGUGGAGUCAAAACCAGAGUAGUGGAGUGCGUGCAGAGGAUUGCCCAUGGACACAUCAUAAAUCGGCCAGACACAGAUUGUGGCACCGACAAACCRCUCGACAGCAGACUGUGCAACCCGAACGCUUGCAGUUCGCAGGAAGCGGUCAUGGUGUCAGAUGUAGCCCAGAAAUACGAACAGGCCACCACCGAGGAGGACGUCAUGCUCAAAGUCGGGGGUGAGGCGACGGUGUACAGAGGGGUGGAAAUGAAGAUGCGGUGUCCCGUUAACAAGAGGGGAAAAAUACAGUGGUCAAAAGACGGUCAGCCGUUGCAAAAUGGCAAGAAGGUCCGGAUAUCGAAAAAAGGCAUCCUCAAGAUCCGGGCCACCACGUACUCGGACCGAGGCACCUAUACGUGUAAAGCUGGUAACGCCCAAGCGACAAUGAACAUUAACAUCAAACCCCAACCAGGAGAAUUUCCGAGUUCCGAAGAAAUCGACAAGCCUUUGAACCAACAAGACCCAGGUAUGAAUCCUUCAUACGCGAAUCCACAAGGGAUGGAACCAUCAUUCGACAUCAGCCACGAACGCAUCAAAGGCGAACACAAUCGCGAACAGAAACACAAACAGUCACGACAGAAAAGUACCACCAUUCAGUCAACCGUAACGAGCACGGCAUCUUCCGAAAAGCAUGUAGUGGAAACAGAGAAAAAUGCUAUAGACGUCUCCCCAAAACCCACCACUUCCGGAAGUUCACGAAACUUGCCUCACCUUCACAGUCUUCUUUUUAACCUCAAGGCUCUGUGGCCAUUUCAGGGUGUGAGCAACGCAAAGGUGAAUAGAAUGUUCAUGGAAGAACCGGCGAACCCAGUGCCAGAAAUCGAAACCAGCACCGAGGAGGACACGUUCGGCAAACCCGUUUUGCUCGGCAAAGGUGACCGGAAAAGCGUGAAAUUCGAAUGGGUCAUCACGGAAUGGUCAGACUGCUCUCCGCCUUGCGGGGGAAAUGGUUUUCAGCAGAUGAGAGCAGCUCACUGCAUGGUCAAACUGAACAACAUGACACAAAGCGUGGACAACAACUUGUGCGAGGACGCCCGGUUACCGACGCCCGUCACCAUACAAAAGUGCGAAACGGAUGAUUGUCCGCAGUGGUCGGUGACCGAAUGGAAACCGUGUGAGGAGUCCAAAUGCUUCACCUGGAAUACUGCGAUGCAGAGGCGAAACGUGUACUGUCAGAAUUCGGAUGGAGCCACUAUAUCGGACGAGGCGUGCCACGGGAUCGAAAAGCCAGUGAACCGGAAGGAAUGCUACAACGAUCAGUGCAAAGGCACUUGGAAAGUGGGCGAAUGGUCCGAGUGUACGGCGUCUUGCGAAAAGGAUGGGCUGAGGUACCGAAUAUUGCAGUGCGUUUGGUACGGCACCAAUAAGCCGGCCGGGACCGCCUGCCGCGACCAGCCCAGACCACCGGUGAUGAAGACUUGCACCGGACCGCAGUGCGCAACAAAAGACGAAUGCAAAGAUCACAGCAAACACAACUGCAAGAACGUAAAACAAAUGAACAUGUGUCACUUGCGUCAAUACCAAACACAGUGUUGUCUAUCGUGUGCAUAAAUACAUCACCACUGUAAUUUUAUUUUUCUAUUAAAAUUUUUUUUUUGUGUAAGUUUCAACGUGUUAAUACGUGUUUUUAACAUUCAUUCCGUUGUACAUAAUUAUUAUAUACGAUGAGUUACAAUAAGUAUUAAGUGUAACACACUGACGCACGUCUUGUUGAACUAAUAUUAAUAUAUUGUUAAGUAGGUAAAAUAUUAUUUUAUUCCGAUUUUGAAUGUGUGCCGUUGGUUACGUAUGAUAUUUUGUACUCUUUAGUAUACUAUUAUACUAUUCCUAGCAUUCUAUUUUUUUAUUGUUCCGUUUUCGUUGAAUAGGUAGGUACACACAUAAGCGGAAAUUGGCUACUAUUGUUUUCUUUUUUUGAUGGGGGGAGGGGAAAGAGUUCUAAAACUUGAGAAGAAAUUAUUUUUUACUUCUCUCAAAAUACCUUAUUAAAAUGCUAUGUUAUAGAUGAUGUUACCAAAUGAUGAUAUUUUUGUUUAAUAGCUGUUAUAGGUAUUCCGCGAAAUCUUGAAAAUUUAAAAAUUGUUUUGGACUUAAAAAUUGUACCUAAUAAAGUAAUACAAUUUUCAAUUUUAAAA
Diuraphis noxia (Russian wheat aphid) is the source of this 3623-nucleotide messenger RNA. RefSeq names its product ADAMTS-like no long nerve cord (gene nolo). Gene Ontology annotation, molecular function: metalloendopeptidase activity. Lineage: Eukaryota; Metazoa; Arthropoda; Insecta; Hemiptera; Aphididae. The record is from RefSeq and is a predicted model, not a curated record. Gene Ontology annotation, biological process: extracellular matrix organization; proteolysis. Gene Ontology annotation, cellular component: extracellular matrix.